AAGGCAGUUGAAAAUAAGCUCGGGAUUGAAGUGGACUGAAUGAUUUAAUCAUGGCAACAUCUCAAAGAUGGAAACAGAUUUGUUUUCAGUUGCGCUUAAAGUCGACACAAUUAUUUAUUGUAGCCGGAUCCGUGUUAUUGGCCGUGUUAAUAUCCCUGAUUUGUAUUGGCAUCACAAUCCGUUAUGAGGUGGAAUACGAGGUGGUCAAUCUAUCAGAUGUGGAUUACUGGAAGGAUCAAGUGUCGCCGGAACAGAAAUUCUGGUACGACAAGGGAAUCCAGGAAUUGCAACAGGCAAUGAGAAUUUACUCCAAACAGAGUAAGCCCAAGAAUGUAUUAAUUCUCUUGGUUAAUGGCAUCGAUGGCAGAGCUUUGGCAGCAGCUCGUUUCCCUGGCGAAAAUAGCACCAAGGAGCAUGCACACUUCGUGUGGGAUCAGUUCCCGCAUCUGGCGCGGAUCAAGAACAGUUGCAGUUACAAUUCACCCUGCGAUAUGUCCAGUGUAUCCCGAGCACUCUGGUCAGGAGUGCCCCUAAAAGCCGGCAUUAGGAAUAGUACCAGCCAAAUCAUGUCUAGAAACUGCAGUCGAUUGGAUCAAUUCCAUAGUAUACUUCGCCAGGCUCAACUUGCGGGUCUACGCACAGGAUUUGUGACAAAUCAAAGGAUAACGGGAGCAACUGGAGCAGCUCUUUACGCUAAUGUGGCUGAAACGAGUUGGGAAUGCGAUGGCUUAAUGCCUUUGGGCAGCAUCGAGGCGGGCUGCGAGGAUGUGGCCCUACAAUUGAUCUCGGGCGAGACGGGACAAGCCCUCAAUGUCGUAAUGGGCGGCGGACGACAGUUGCUGAGUGCCAAAGUUCCAAUUUAUACUUGGGAUCCCUUAGACGAGCUGCUGUGCCGCGCCAGAAAUGGACGCAAUUUAUUACGCGAUUGGAGAAAUCUGAAGUUGAAGUUAAGACCUCGAAAGAGAUUCGAGGUAGUGCAACAUGAAAAAGAGCUCAGUUCGAUUAAUGCCACCAACUUGGAUUAUUUGAUGGGUGUCCUUGCUAAUGGAGAUCUCACUGCGAAUUCUCAAGCUCCCAGUUUAAAGUUGAUGCUCAAUAAAACCCUGGAGGUGCUCAGACGUUCAACUGUGAGGCAUCUGUUGAUUUGGGAGCAUUUUGUGAGGCCAGAAAUGAAUGCAACACGCGAGUUAAGACUACUCAAUGAGACACUCUCCACUUUGUUGGGUCAAAAGAAUACCUUGACCCUUGUACUCCUUACCAAUGGCAAUUAUUUGAGUCCAAGUCGCGAUGUGAGCGGAGAAACGGAUUUAACAAGCACUUUAGAUGAGACAUUCAAUCAGUCGGAGCUGCAACUGCAGCUGAUAUUGCAACAGAUGUCUUCGGAGAGUCUGCUCUUUGCUCAGGGACCCAAGUCUUUACUGUUCUAUGGAGUCCACGAAGAAACUUACCUGGCUCAGGCUUUGUCCUAUGCUCUGGGACUGAAUGCAUUUGGUAAUCAGCUGUAGCUUAAAAAAUCUUUAGAUUGUACUUACAUUUAGUUAUCUUACACUAUAAGUAACGUUAUGUAGAUAAGAUAAUCGCUUAGAUAUCUGUCAUUAAAAUAGUAAUAAUCUUGUAUUAUACCAGUGUAUUUUGUAUAACAAGAUGAUGAAAAUCUGCAACACUUUAAAAUAUAUAUUCUUGAUCACUA
Drosophila innubila is the source of this 1690-nucleotide messenger RNA. It is a transcript of the gene Alp13, whose product is annotated as alkaline phosphatase, tissue-nonspecific isozyme. The transcript has 3 exons. Gene Ontology annotation, biological process: dephosphorylation. NCBI's taxonomy places the organism in Eukaryota, Metazoa, Arthropoda, Insecta, Diptera, Drosophilidae. Gene Ontology annotation, molecular function: alkaline phosphatase activity. The coding region runs from base 51 to 1505 and encodes 484 amino acids. The record is from RefSeq and is a predicted model, not a curated record.